AUGUCGAAUUCUAUGAAGACAAUUUCCCAUUUCAAAACUCUAUCCUAUUCAGAACCUAUCAAUGAUAACUUAGACUAUCCUCCUUCGUUUGAUUUUCAAUUGCCAGUAGAAUCUGAUCCAGAAACUAAUAGAAACAUAGAAACCUCAGAGAGUAAUCAGCCUAGUCCUGAACCUGCAGCUCAACCUGAAUCCCUCAAUGACUCUUAUGUUCCUCGAAGGUCUGAAAGAAACAAGAAAACACCUACUUAUUUGCAGGAUUUUAUUUGCCAACAAGCUGCCUUGCUCACCCAUUCUCAAAAGUUUGAAAAGGAGAAAGGAACUAUGGCUUCAGGUACCCCUUUCCCUCUAUGUGCAACAAUUUCAUAUCACAAAUUAUCUAAACAUCAUAAGGUUUUCGCAUCAUCCAUUCUUGUGCACCCUGAACCAAAAACUUAUCAGGAAGCUGCCAAAAUCCCUGAGUGGUGCAAGGCUAUGAAGGAUGAGAUAUGUGCUCUUGAGUUAAAUAAAACCUGGACCGUGAUCGACUUGCCAUCUGGGAAGGUUCCUAUAGGAUGUAGGUGGGUUUACAAGAUCAAAUUUAAUGCUGAUGGAACCAUUGAAAGGCAUAAAGCAACGCUCGUGGCAAAGGGAUAUACUCAGUUAGAAGGAGUUGAUUAUCACGAGACCUUUUCUCCUGUGGCGAAGUUGGUAACAGUAAGGACAUUGAUAGCCGUAGCAGCUGCAAGAGGAUGGUAUUUACAUCAAUUUGAUGUAAAUAAUGCUUUCUUACAUGGAAAUCAAGAAGAUGAAGUGUAUAUGGAAAUCCCCCCUAGAUACUCAGCUGAUCAGACUUCAGAACCUCACAACAAUGAAACGUUAAAGGUCUGUAAGCUCAAUAAAAGUUUGUAUGGCUUGAAACAAGCAUCUCGCCAGUGCUACUCCAAGCUGUCUUUCUUCAUCAUUGAGCAAGGUUUCCAACAAUCUAAGGCAGAUUAUAGCUUAUUCACCGGAAGCACAGGUGAUUCGUUCACUGCCAUACUUGUUUAUGUCGAUGACAUAAUAAUUGCUGGAAGUAACGUGAAGAUAAUUAAUUCUCUUAAGGAUCUCCUUGAUGCAAAAUUCAAAAUUAAGGAUCUAGGAAAUCUAAAAUAUUUUCUUGGAAUAGAAGUUGCUAGAUCAAAUAAAGGCAUUCAAAUCUGUCAAAGAAAGUAUGCACUAGAUAUCCUAUCAGAUUCAGGAACGAUUGGAGUCACUCCGGCCAAAAUUCCAUUCGAUCAAAAUGCCAAAUUGUCUAAAGAUGAAGGGGAAGUGUUCUCUGAUCCAGCCUCAUACAGAAGACUAGUUGGCAGGUUGCUUUAUCUGACUAUCACCAGGCCUGACUUAUCAUACUCUGUACACCUGCUAAGUCGGUAUAUGCAAGCUCCUAGAACAACGCAUAUGAAUGCUGCACACAAGAUACUUAUAAAGAAAGCACCAGGCUUGGGACUAUUCUUCUCCUCAACUUCAGAUUUGCAGCUCAAAGCUUAUACUGAUUCAGACUGGGGAGGAUGUCCAGAUUCUAGAAAAUCGAUAACAAGUUACUGUGUCUUCAUUAGGCCUUCACUGAUAUCUUGGAAGUCCAAGAAACAGAGUAUCAUCUCAAGAUCAUCUGCUGAGGCUGAGUACAGAGCGAUGGCAGCCACUUGUUGUGACUAA
Molecule: messenger RNA, 1674 nt
Organism: Fraxinus pennsylvanica
Lineage: Eukaryota; Viridiplantae; Streptophyta; Magnoliopsida; Lamiales; Oleaceae
Source: the annotation of a GenBank genome assembly